Blastomyces dermatitidis ER-3 is the source of this 5320-nucleotide messenger RNA. RefSeq names its product vacuolar protein sorting protein. Gene Ontology annotation, molecular function: protein binding. Bases 749 to 5251 code for a protein of 1500 amino acids. The record is from RefSeq and is a predicted model, not a curated record. Gene Ontology annotation, biological process: protein targeting to vacuole; Golgi to vacuole transport; Golgi to endosome transport. Gene Ontology annotation, cellular component: Golgi apparatus; membrane. NCBI's taxonomy places the organism in Eukaryota, Fungi, Ascomycota, Eurotiomycetes, Onygenales, Ajellomycetaceae. The transcript is spliced from 3 exons.
UGUUGGACUUAAAUUCUUGAUAUUUUAGUCCUGGUCAAGUUUAGUCUACUGUCAAGUAGUUAUACUUAGCUUCUAGUACUCGCACAAAGGAAGACCUUGCCCGGAAUUUAAAAGUGCCAUAUAUGCUCUUGACCUAGAAUAACAUUCAAUCACUAACACAAUGCUCAGGUAACAAGAUAGAUGACUUGAACAAGAGAUCAUUCAAAUCUCCAGCUCUAUGACACGAUUCUCAGAUUCUAUUCAUCCCCAACAGUUCGUUCCCCUGCGCGGAAUAUUCCAUGGAAGGGUUAUUACAGAGUACAGAAUUCAGCCGGGCGAUGGGAACACGGGAUCCAAGCUGGGCCAAACAAUACGGACGGCGGACAAACGUCCACAACAUCUCAGAGGACACAUUGUCAACACUCAUAUCAUUAAUACACCCCAUCACAACGAGAAACUUGAGAAGAAGCUGCUGUAACUUUCGGGUUGAUCUAUUUAUUGCUCUAGUAACAUUAUUGCUUUGAUUUUGCAGUUGUUGUUUAAAUUCCAGCCAGCUCCGGACACUGUUUCUACCUCAUUGGUACCCACCAAUUCCUAGCGCCUGAUCACCUAGAAUACAUAUUUAAUUAUCUCCGGUCGAGAGCUUUCGAGAACCCGUUUGCAUACCAACAAUAGAACGCAUUGAUUUAUCCAUAUCCGCACUCCUUCAGCGUCUCCCUGCCCUCUCCGGUUCGUUCUCACAGAUGCCUUAACCACAUCAACGCACGUCAUGAUCCUCCGAAGGCUACUGCUGGCUGCUGGCAGCUUGCUGCUAGCCAGCGCAUUCACCAGCGCAAAGAAGGCAGACGGUCCCAAAAUAACAGUGACAAAGUUCAAACAUGAGCCCGUCAACCUAUUCUACUUCGAUGACUCGGACGUCGUGAUGUUGCAGGAUGGGAAUAACGGCGAUGUGUACGUGUCGAGGAAUGCUGGUACCAAAUGGGAUAUCGUCGAUGUGGGUGAGAUGAAGGGACAGGCCUGGUCCCUCAUGCCACAUCCUAUGGAUAGGACCAAGGCAUACGUAUUGGGCAAGGGAGGGAAACAUUGGGUCACCAACGAUCAGGCCAUGACCUGGCGGGAGUUUACGGUCGAUGCGGAGCUCUCGCCAUAUCAGCUUCCACUCGUUUUCCACGGCAAGGAUUCGAACAGGGUAAUGCUCCAGGGCAUCAAAUGUUCCGGGCGCGACUGUGUGGAGAGAACAUAUUACACGACGGAUGGAUUCCAAACGCUACACCUCUUAAUGGAGAAGGGACGGCAUUGUGCCUGGGCCGUUUCAACACCCAUGUUUGGAGAUGGGCUCGACCUGCCUAAGGAGGUGAACGACAGGAUUUUUUGCGUCGUAUCAGGAUUGCAUUCCCAAUGGCCCGAAGACAAUCGCCUCCUUUACUCAGAUCGGUUUUUCAAAGAUGAUUCUGGGAUUGAAGCUGGACUUGACAGCGGCCGUGCAGUGAGUGGCGUCAUACGUACUGCGAGUGCGAAGCGGCACUUACUGGCUGCGACGAAGUCGCGUAGGACGAACGAGCUGGCUCUCUUUGUGACAGAUGAUGCGUCAGGGUGGCAUCGAGCUGAGUUUGACGGGCAAAGAAUAGAAGAAGACGCCUAUACAAUCCUGGAAUCCACAAAUUAUAGUCUCCAGGUCGAUGUCGUGUCGACCGACUCGUCAGCCAUGGGCACCCUAUUCACGUCAAAUUCAAAUGGCACUUACUUUACGCGUAACAUUGAGCAUACAAACCGGAAUAGGCAGGGGCUGGUCGACUUUGAGAAGAUCGCUACGAUACAGGGUAUUAUUCUCGUCAAUACGGUUAAAAACUGGGAAGAUGUUGAAAAAUCAUCUGUCGUCGAGAAGAAAAUUGUCAGCCGGAUUUCAUUUGAUGAUGGGAGGACUUUCCAGCCCCUAAAGGCUGGCAAACAAGACCUUCACCUUCACUCCGUCACCGAUGCCACGAACUAUGGCCGUGUAUUCUCGAGCCCUGCUCCCGGAUUAGUUAUGGGAGUUGGCAACACAGGUGGUCAUCUCAAGGACUACUCUGAUGGCGAUUUAUACAUUUCCGACGACGCAGGGAUCAACUGGAAGAAAGCUCUGAGUGAUGCUCAUAAAUAUGAAUUUGGCGAUCAAGGCUCUGUUAUUGUCGCCGUCUACGAUGAAGGAAGAACAAACAAGAUUUCAUACUCUUUCAACCAUGGAAAGAGUUGGGAAAAGGCAUCCCUACCUUUACCCGAUGACGUUAAAAUUCGUGCCAAAAUUCUAACCACAAUGCCUGACUCGACAAGCUUGAAGUUUGUUCUUGUGGGAUCUGCCAAAGCUGACUCCGAUGUGGAACACUAUGUCAUAGCUAUUGACUUUGCCGAGAUGGAGGAACGCACUUGUGUGGAUCCUGACUUCGAGAAGUGGCCAGCCAGAUUAAACGAGAAACAGGAGCCGGACUGCCUGAUGGGCCAUAAGCAGUUUUACCGAAGGCGAAAGGCGGAUGCUAAUUGCUUCAUCAAGAAGAAGUUUGAGGAUCCUAUUCCUAACUUUGAGCCUUGCAAGUGCACCGAAGAAGAUUUCGAAUGUGAUUUCAACUUCAUCCGCAGCGAGGAUGGAAAGAGCUGCGUCCCAGCCAGAAGCUUACUGGCCCCUGAGGGCGCCUGCAAAAACCCCGACGACAAGUAUACUGGUAGCUCCGGAUUUAGGCUGAUCCCUGGUGACGCGUGCAUCAAGAAAGGGGGUUUGGAACUCGAUAAACCAAUAGAACGCGUUUGUUCGGAUACGAUGAAAACGCCAGCCGCUGGCGAGAUCGCCGUUGAGAAGACUUUUUUCACCGCGGACAAUUACAGAGAUUACUUCUACCUCGAACGCACAGGUAGCAGUAGGGGCGAUGACGAAACUGUCAUCAUGAUCACUUCUGAGCAGGAAAUUUUUAUCAGUAGAGAUCACGGCAAGCGGUGGAAACGAAUCUUUGAGGCAGAAACAAUAACUCGGAUAGAGCCACAUAGAUAUUUCAAUGAUGUGGCGUAUUUUCUGACAAACAGCGGCGAGGGGUGGUACACCCUUGACCGUGGGGAGAAUUUUAGAGAAUUCAAAGCACCUCUGCCCCCUAAUCAAGACAAGCUGCCAGCCCUAUCCUUCCACCCAGAUCGGAGAGAUUGGCUUAUUUGGACCGGUGCCGAAGAGUGCAACGGCAGCGGAGGGCAGUGCCACUCUGUUGCUUACUACACUACGAACCGUGGGGCCGAGUGGCACUUCCUCAUGCGAUACGUCCGUAGAUGCGAGUUCAUCAAAAGAGAUGCCCGCGGCUCAAGUGACAAAAUCGUGUUCUGCGAACAAUAUGAGGAUGAAAACCCUUCAAGCAAACAUUUGCAACUCAUCUCAUCAGAGGAUUGGUUCGCGGAGAAAAAAGUCCACUAUAACAAUAUCCUGGACUUCGCGACGAUGCAAGAGUUCAUUAUCGUGGCUAUUCGAGGAGAGAAGCCCCAAGACUCCCUUAGCGUUGGUGUUAGUAUUGAUGGGAAGACCUUCGCGGACGCCGAACUCCCUGCCAACGUUAAAAUUCCGAUACAGCGGGCCUAUACCGUCCUAGAGAGCAGAACGCAUGCCGCCUUCCUCCAUGUUACCGUCAAUAAUCUAGAGGACCACGAAUAUGGAAGUCUCAUAAAGAGCAAUAGCAACGGGACCUCCUAUGUUCUUAGCUUGAGUGCGGUGAAUAGGAACUCUCGCGGAUAUGCCGACUUUGAAAAGAUGCAGGGUUUGGAGGGCGUUGCGAUGGCUAAUGUCGUCGCGAACGUGGACGAUGUUGAAAAAGGUGCCGCGAAAAAGUAUAGGACCAUGAUUACUCACAACGAUGGCGCCGAGUGGACACUUCUGGCCCCACCAGGCAAGGACUCUGAAGGACGCGCCUACGGUUGCUCAACCAAAGGAGGCAAGCCAACCAAAGCAUGCGCCUUGCACCUCCACAGUUAUACCGAGCGGGUCGAUCCCCGAGAUACAUACUCGUCACCCGGGGCGGUUGGCAUUAUGAUAGGAACGGGCAAUGUAGGCGAGUAUUUGACACCUAAAAGCAGUGCUGAUACAUUUAUCACUCGAGAUGCUGGUAUCAGCUGGGAAGAGGCGAAGAAGGGCAAAUAUCAAUGGGAAUAUGGCGACAGUGGGUCCAUCAUCGUCCUCGUACCCGAGUCCACACCAACAAAAACGCUCCUGUAUUCUCUCGACGAAGGGAGGAGCUGGAAGGAGUACCAGUUUUCAGAAGUUGAGAUGCAGAUUCGGGAUAUAUCUACCGUACCCUCAGAUACUUCUCGUAAUUUCCUGCUCUGGGGAAAUGAAGUCGGACAAGGGAAGAAACCUGGCCUGGCCACUGUCAAUAUAGACUUCUCAGGAUUAAAAGAGCGAUCCAAGCAGUGCGUUUUGAAUGAAGAGAAGCCGGAGGCAGAUGACUACUAUCUUUGGGAACCGAAGCAUCCCCUCCAGCCUAAUGGAUGUCUCUUCGGCCACAGAGCGAAGUACCAUCGCAAACGGCCCGAGAAGGAUUGUUAUAAUGGUCGAGAGAUACAGCAUCUCGACUCUAUCGGUGAUAUCUGCGAAUGCACACGAUCGGAUUAUGAAUGUGACUACAACUACGAGCCGCAAACCGACGGUACCUGUGCGCGAGUCCCUGGCCUCGAGCCCCUUGACCCGAAACUCGUCUGUACCGAGGAUCCCAAAGCCAUCGAAUGGUAUGAACCAACUGGCUACCGGCGCAUCCCCCUAACCAAGUGCCAAGGUGGCAAGCAGCUCAACCAUAUCAUCGCCCACCCUUGCCCGAACAAGGAAGAGGAAUUCGAGAAGAAACACCCGCGCCUGCGCGGCAUCGGUCUUUUCUUCGCCAUCGUCAUCCCCAUCGGCCUCGCUGCCGCUGUUGGAUAUUACGUCUAUCAGCACUGGGAUGGGAAAUUCGGCCGCAUCCGUCUGGGCGAGACGGGUUCUGGAGGAUUUUUCGACCGCGAUUCCCCUCUCAUAUCGAUUCCUGUGACGAUCGUGGCGGGUAUUGUCGCAGUGGCUACUGCGCUGCCACUUCUAGUAUCGAGCCUCUGGCGUAGCCUCGGUGGGUAUAUUCGUGUGCCUGGCAGUGGUUCUUCGCGACAACCGUAUUCUUCCAGGGGCGCCUUUGCGGCGCGGAGAGGCGAUUAUGUGGGUGUUGUGGAUGAUGAGGAUGAGCUGCUUGGGACUGAUGAUUUGGAGGAUGACGAGGAGGGCGAGGAGAGAAAUGGUCAGGUCUGAUUUAAGAAAAAUACCUUUUCUUCUUCUUUUUUUUUUUUUAUUUUUUUUUAUUUUUUAUUUUUUAUUUUU